Pseudogymnoascus verrucosus is the source of this 2073-nucleotide messenger RNA. RefSeq names its product NADPH-cytochrome P450 reductase. Gene Ontology annotation, molecular function: FMN binding; NADPH-hemoprotein reductase activity; flavin adenine dinucleotide binding. The record is from RefSeq and is a predicted model, not a curated record. NCBI's taxonomy places the organism in Eukaryota, Fungi, Ascomycota, Leotiomycetes, Thelebolales, Thelebolaceae. The transcript is spliced from 2 exons. The coding region runs from base 1 to 2073 and encodes 690 amino acids. Gene Ontology annotation, cellular component: cytosol.
AUGCUGCUGUAUGUAAUUGUCCUCAUACUGAUUACUGUAGUAGCACUUUGGCAGAAGCAAAAAAAGACUACAUUCGCGAGUUCAGAGGAGAAGCAAGAGUUGGCAAGCGACAAUGUGAGAAGUCUGAAUCAUGCUUUAGUGUGCCAGGAUAAAAGCAUCAUCAUUCUCUACGGUUCUCAGACCGGGACGGCGGAGGAGUAUGCCCGUCGACUGGCGAGGAAUCUACACGACGAGUAUUCAAUUGCGGCCGAGGUAGCGGAUAUCGAGGAUUUCGAUGCCUCCUCCCUGAAUGAAGUCGCGACCAAAAACUCAAGGACUGGAAGGAGGGUACUGGUGUGCUUUAUUCUGGCGACAUAUGGCGAUGGAGAACCUACCGAUAGCACCGCCUCUUUCUACCAGGAUCUUACUACUAUCGAAACGAAAGAUGAGGGAGGCGACUUUCCACUACGAGCUCUUCACUACAUAGCCUUUGGGCUAGGGAACAACACAUAUGAAAAGUUUAACUUCAUGGUCCGCAGCUUUGAUGAGCAUUUGCAGAGAAUAGGAGCGACAAGGCUCGGUGCCCGAGGAGAAGGCGACGACGGCCUUGGGACGUUAGAUGAAGACUUCCUCGCGUGGAAAGACGAGACCUUGGUAGAAGUUGCCAGUCAUCUCCAUGCGAAGAAAAGCGACAAAAAAUUUGCUUCUCCUUACGAAAUUGUUGAGAAACCAGAGCUGACUAUCGACUCUGAUGGUGUGUUUCUCGGAGGACGAAAAGCAACAGAGCUAGGGAACAACGGCCUCCUGGUCGGACCAUUCGAUGGAAAAAACUCUUACCUUGCACCUCUUGGGUAUUCGAAACAGUUAUUUGCCCCAACCUGCGAUAGAGAUUGUCUUCAUAUUGAGUUUGAUAUCUCUGGAACGAAUCUGUCAUACGAAACUGGCGAUCACCUUGGAGUAUUGCCUAUAAAUCCGGAUGCGGAGAUCCAACGAAUGCUCAUGGUUCUUGGUCUAUCUAGCAAAGGAGAUACCGUUAUUACAAUCUCAGCAAAAGACGGCUCGGGCGCUAAGGCGUUCAUUGUGGAGCCUACGACAUAUUCUACGAUUCUCCGGUACAAGCUUGAUAUAUGUGGGAAGGUUUCGCGUGAGAUCUGUGGCGCACUUGCUGCGAUGGCUCCGAACGCAGAAGUCAAGGCGCAUAUGAUUCAACUAGCAGCAGAUAGGAACCUUUUCCACUCUACUGUAACUUCUCGUUGCUUGAAUCUCGCUCAGUUCUUGGAGACUGCUAGUAAUGGCUUACCUUGGUCAUCUCUACCUUUCUCCUUCCUGUUAAGCUGUCUUGCGCCUCUACAACCACGAUACUACUCAAUAUCUUCAUCAGGACAAGCGUCUCCUAAGACAAUCCAUAUCACUACUGCAGUGAAGGAUGAACUUCUAGGAGAGCCGAAUCCAAAUAGAUUUUUAGGCCUAACGACCAAUUACCUGAAAGGCUUAACCAUAGCGAACAAUGGUAAUCGCGAAGUAUCCCCCAAUCGAACAUUACUACCAUCUCCCGGCAUCCAAAGCCUGCCUGGUAUGGUAGCGGUCCACGUUCGUCGCUCAAACUUUCGGUUACCUGCAAGUUCCCAUACCCCGAUAAUCAUGAUCGGCCCAGGGACCGGCGUCGCUCCUUUCCGCGCAUUUAUGCAGGACAGACGGCUGCUCGCCAAAAAUCAGACGCAGAAGCUGGGCAUGUCCAUCUUAUUUACAGGUUCCCAAAAUCGCGCAAAAGACUACAUCUAUGCGGAUGAAUGGGAGGAUCUGAAAGCGGUACUGGGAAAUGACUUCCAGAUGCACACAGCCUUUUCUCGGGAAUCAGAUGAGAAAGUUUAUGUACAACACCGCAUGAUGGAAGUCAAAGAACAGUUAUUUGAUUUGAUUCACAAUAAGAUGGCAUGGAUCUAUAUCUGUGGCGACGCCGCACACAUGGCAAAAGAUGUCAAUGCCGCACUUGUGGAUAUCGUUGCUGAAGGAAAAAGCAUCGCAACGAAAGAUGCAGCAAAUUACAUUACGAAUCUUAAGGACAGUGGUAGAAUGCAUGAAGAUAUAUGGUAG